GAGGAAGGGGCUGGAGUCUGAUGUUCUGCUGAAGUUUGGACGUUUUUCUGCUGCGUUUUUCUCCGCUCGAGGACGAGGACUGUGGAAACUAUUCACUUUGGUCCGUUAUGCGCGUGGAUCUGUGCGUGGAUCUGCGCGUGGGGCUCGUGUGGCUGGAGGAGCUUUACUUCUUCUUCUUCUUCUUCUUCUUCUUCUUCUGCUGCUGCUGUUCGUGGGAUUGUUUUCCAGCAGCUCUCACAGUUUAGACUCGUGUUUUUCUCCUGUGGCUCUGGACCUGCAGAUUGUUUGAUUGUUUUUGGAGUUUUUGUUUCUUUCUGGAGGAUUAUUUGAGCUGAUCACUUCAUCUUUUGUGACGAAGUGAAGUGAGGAGUAAACGAGGCGCCACAAAGAUGCUGCUGCUUUUACAAUGGAGGUGAAGAACUUUUCAGCUCUGGUCCUCGUGGUUUGUCUUUAUAUUUGCGCCGCGUUCAGCCAAGAACUCAACCCCAAAGGAAAGAAUGUCUGCAGAGCGCACGGGUCUCCAGGAGCUCUGUGCUGCAGUGGAUGGGGACAAUUAGGGGACGAAUGUCCAACACCGCUGUGUGAGGGAAACUUCACCUGUAAAGAAAAUGAGGUUUGCGUCCGACCGAACGAAUGUCGCUGCAGACACGGAUACUUUGGAGCGAGCUGCGACACCAAGUGUCCCGCUCAGUUCUGGGGUCCCGACUGUAAAGGCAAAUGUCACUGUUACCCCAACGGUCAGUGCGAUGACCUGACCGGACAGUGCACCUGUAACCACAACCGCUGGGGCCCCAACUGUGAACACGCCUGCCUCUGCCAGAAGGGCAAGUGUGACCAGGACACGGGCAAAUGCACCUGUCACCCAGGGGCCUGGGGCCCCCAGUGCAACAACAACUGUUACUGCAGCAUCAACUCCGUGUGCGACGCCAUGACGGGCCGCUGCCAGUGCAGCCCGGGCUGGAUGGGACGCAACUGCGCCGUCCAGUGCAACUGCAACAACUCCCCCUGCGAACAGUUCACCGGCCGCUGCCAGUGCAAAGACAGACUGUGGGGGCCGAGGUGCGAGCGCUACUGUCAGUGUGUCCACGGGAAGUGUAACCCCACAGACGGGUCGUGUACCUGUACUCCAGGAUACAGGGGCAAGUUCUGCAGAGAGCCAUGUCCGGCCGGUUUCUACGGUCAGAACUGUAGAUACAGGUGUGGACACUGCAAAGGGCAGCAGCCGUGUAAAGUGACAGAGGGACGCUGCAUCACGUGUGACCGAGGCUGGAACGGCACACGCUGUGAUCAGCUCUGCUCUAAAGGUUUCUUUGGUGAAAACUGUCAGGAGGUGUGUCCCACCUGUAAAGACGGUCACCACUGUGACCCCAUCCAGGGCAAGUGCUCCCACUGCAACGAGGGCUGGAUCGGAGACAGGUGUGAGGUGCGUUGUCCCAAUGGCACUUACGGCGAGAACUGCGAGAACAACUGCAGCCACUGCUACAACGGCCUGUGUCACUUUGCCACCGGAGAAUGUCUGUGUGACGCCGGAUUUUACGGGACGUAUUGCAACAUGACGUGUAAACCCGGACAGUACGGAGUGAACUGCAACCAAACCUGCUCCUGCAACACCAAGAACUGCGACCCCGAGUCCGGCGCCUGUUACCUCCAGCCUAACCAGCGCAUGGGCGUGAUCGCGGCGGGGACCUUGGUCGGCUUCUUACUCAUCGUCCUCCUCUCCGUGCUGUUCUGCUGCUGCCUCUGUCGACAUAAAGACGACCACAACAAAAAAGCCAAGAGGAUCCUGUGUGGACGAUUCAGCCGCAUCAGCACAAAACUCCCCCGUAUUCCACUGAGACGACAAAAACUGCCCAAAGUUGUCGUAGCCCACCACGACCCGGAGAACACCUUCAACUGCAGCUUCAUCGAGCCCCCGUCCUCCGCCGCCGUGGACCAGCCCUCCCCCUCCUCCUGGUCCUCCCAAGAGUCCUUCUCCUCGUUUGAGAGCGGAGACGAGGGGCCGGUGUACUGCGUGCCCCAUGAAGAGUCUGUAAACGAGAGCAAAGAGAAGCCCAGCCCAAGUCCACCGCCGGAGAAGUCCCCCGCCGAUAAUGAAGAGGACGCGGGAGAAUACACCUCCCUGAAGGACACCAGCGCCGCCAAACCCGAGAAACAGUCGCUAAAGGCCUGCGAGUCCAGCGAAGGCUCCACCUCCUCCGAAUCUACGUCUGCAGUGCUGUACGCCCGCAUCGCCCGGGGAUCCAAGCAGUCGAAAGAGGACGACGGCAGCGGCAAAGAAAGCACUCCCACACCUGAGGCCAAACGCAACGGGAAACCUCCACCUUCGCCAAAGCCAAAGCCGCGCCCGCCGGACCCAUCCACCAAACCCAAAGUGUCCUGGAUCCACGGAAACGCUACGGGGUCUCCACAGCCGGAGGAGCAGGCGAAAUCGCUCUCGGUACCAAAGGAGAAGAAGGGCAGAGGCUCCAGUGACGGUUCAGGGAAAAGCGAGGAGCGUCAGAAGAUGAAAGAGAAGAACAGAGAACAGAAAAAGGCGGAGGUGAAGGAGGUGGAUGCUAACAGUUCGCCCAGCAAACACAAGCCUCUGCGGGGGAAGAAGUCUGGGGAUGAGCACAGCAGCCCGAGCCACAUGGAGCACAUCAACGGUGUGGUCCAGAACGCACUUAAGAAAAUUAGCUAUUUCCACACCUCCUCGCCUGAGAAGAAAAGCGCGGAAAGUCAGAAGGAGGUCCCCAAAGAGCCUCCCAAAGUCAUCCAUCCUCAUAUGAACUCUGAGGCCGCCACGCUUCUGGCCGCUCAGCUCAAAGAGAAAACACAAAGCAUCAACAGAAACGAGGGCACGGGCCUGAACAAGACCAACGGGCUCUCGACUCCUAAGGGAACUCGAGAGAAGCCCACUCCUCCGCAGAAAGCCAAGAGGACGUCGUCCACCGGCUCCGCUCAGCAGGGCUCCACCAAGCCCCUGCUGCCCACCACCAGCAGCCUGCAGAAGAUGGUGGGGCCCAUCACCGCAGACAACGAGAGCCCUGAACCCAAGAGCCCGGAGAAGCAGGACUUGAACGGCUCCAAGGCAGGAGACUCGGCGUCGGACUUCACAUCCAAGAAGACCCCCAUCAAAAAGCCCCCCAGAAAGAAGGGCAAAGAUGGUACUCUGGAAACCUCGGAAAAUAAGACUCCGCAGCAAAAGACUGCCAUGAUGCCACCACAGAUUGUGAAGUGAGUUUCUUUACUGAGAUUAUGGAUGUUCCAGGGACAGAAAUGCAGAACUUUUCUCACAAGGAAUCCAAGUCUAUUUGGAGUGUGUUGUGAAUUCAGUCUAAAAGAAAGUCCUGGUAAGUUCAAUAUAAAACACUUAUAUCUUUGCAGCUUUGUAUUUGGUCACGAGAACCGUCCUAUGAUCAGUUUCAUAUUCUAAGGGCAGCAGCACGGACACAGCUUUAAACGUAGCACAAAAACCAAGAGCUUAACCUGGUCCACUGUGAGACCACUGUUUGUUCCUUAUGUUUUCCAUCAUAGGUACUACAACGCCCAAAAAGAUUGAAGAAAAUUUGGUCCUCUUCAAAAUUAAGUGUUUGUUCUUUUCCUUUUUAUCGUCAUCUUGUAAAUAUUUAUCACAUCUGGACAGUUUUUGCUACUUCUGUGGGUAAAUUGUUAUGAUUCUUUUGCAUUUCCCUCGGAGCAUCAUGUUUGUUUGAAGCUUUGCAGCAGAAGAUUUCAGGUUGUAUUUUUUAUGUUUGUCAGUCACAGUUUGCUGGAUCCCAAACAGGCCCUUUGAUCUUCAGGAAAUACAGAGAUUCAAAACCUCACAAAAAACCAAAUCGCCACAAUGCACUUUUAUUGUACGCUUCAUUCAGUCAGUGAAACCACUAAACCAGAAGUAAAAUCUAAGCUACUCUACCAUCACCUUAACCACUCUGCCUUUGGUGCAAUGUGACCCACAAACGCAGCAGCUACAUUUUCUAAAGCCUUUUUUUAAUUGACCUUUGACACAGUUUGACUAAAGUUUCUAAAAACUUAAUGGUACCCUGCUUCAUAUGAAAAGGCCUGUGGAUUCAUUUAAGGAGACGAUCUGUGCCUUGAAUCUUUAGUUAAUGGAGAUAUGAUUGGAUGUGUCUUUUCUUUUUUUAAUUUUUGAAGAGCUGUAGCUCCUAAAGCCAAUGCAUCAGUGCCAAAUAUUUGUUCCAUUUUGUGUCACGGUACCACCAUUUAGUCUGUUUUUAUGGGUGUACAAUGUACAUUGUGUAUUUUUAUUGUGUUUGUAAGCUGUGCUUAUAUGACCUUUUAUUAUCUUUGAAUGAACUGGCUUUCAUGGUAUAUUUGGUUUUAUGGAAUGUAGCUUUUUGUGCUGAAAACCCCAAAGUACAAGCCUUCUCCUGUAACGUUUACAUGGGCUUUGUAAUUGUCCUCUGUUGAUGUUAUUGUUCGUCUGACACUAACUGCAUGACGCAGAGUGGAAUUAUAUGGCAUUAAUAGCUGCACGGGAAAUCUGUAACCUCAUUGUUCUUUUUUAUUCUGUUUUGUAAAAACGUCACAGACUGUACAUUUUGAUGCCACUGUCCAAACUCAUUCAUAGAAACUUUAGUUUUACUCUUUGUCUGACUGGCCCGAGUUGGGCCUGAAAGCUGCAAAAAACAACUGUAUGGAAUAUUUAGUAUUUUGUGGUUUUGCAACUAUAUUUUUCAUGAGUAGUGAACUGGUGUUUCUUUAUUUACUUCUUUGGAAUAAAAUGCAAUAUACAGAA
Periophthalmus magnuspinnatus is the source of this 4741-nucleotide messenger RNA. It is a transcript of the gene scarf2, whose product is annotated as scavenger receptor class F, member 2. The transcript is spliced from 11 exons. The record is from RefSeq and is a predicted model, not a curated record. Bases 407 to 3220 code for a protein of 937 amino acids. NCBI's taxonomy places the organism in Eukaryota, Metazoa, Chordata, Actinopteri, Gobiiformes, Gobiidae. Gene Ontology annotation, molecular function: scavenger receptor activity.